UAAAAUUCUAUAAUUCUCUCAUUUCUUUUAAGUUUGACAUUUUAAUAUUUUGUCUUUUAUUUUAUAACAAUCAUCUAUAUAACAUUAUUUUUAUGAGGGAAUAUAGAAAAAACCUUUUGUUGGUUGCCUUACCGAUAGUAAAUUUUUGGCGGGGAGCAAAAAAGUUAUUUCUAACAAUAACAAUGAUUGGGCCGUCCUCUUUCCUUUCAUUCCCUCAAACCCUGCUCGUGGUCACCGCUUCACUUGGGACUUUGGCCGUUCUCCUCCUUCGUAUUAGAGUAUUCUUCUUCUGCUGCUAUAUGAGUACUAGUCUUUUAGCGAGCACUCACAAAUUAUAAUAAAUAGGAGGAUGGUAUUUUCAAGGGCUUUAUCUCAGAUUUCUAGAAAUCGCUUUAGUAGAUGCCGAUGGUUAUUUUCAUCACCUCCCCAUCAACAAUUACCCCAUUCCUAUCACAUCCCCGCUUCUCAAAAGGUUUUGGGCUGCAGAGUAAUUCAUUCAUGGGUUUCUAAUGCACUUUGUGGUAUUGGCCAACAAAUUCAUCAUCAAAGCACUGCUGUAGCUGAGAUGUGACAAAGGUAAGGGAAAGUUGAUCCUACUAAAACAAAAAAGAAAAAAUAACCUCUGUAUUAUAGACGGCCGACAGGUAUUCAUAUAUCUGAGGGUCGGUUUGCUGACGUGCCAGCACGACCCUCAUAUUCUAGGCCGUCUCAGCAUUUGGUUCCUACUCCUAUGUAUAUGGGGAUACUUUAUGGGUCCACACCGACUCAUUCUGCUCCUAUCACCGUACCACCGCCAUCACAGUACUAUUGGACGACCGCUGACACAUCCGGACAUCUACCAUCAUCAGUACCCUCUUAUAGCAGUCACCCAGGUUUGCACAGUGAUUUUGCUGGAUCUAUUGGGUUGUCGGAUCUUCAUCUUGGAGGCACUCCAUCUGGUGCUUCAGAUCCGCCUACACCAGUGCAUCUACCAGCACUUGCUCCGCAGCCUGGAGACAGAGAUGAUUAUGGAAGGCGUUAUCUUAUUCAUUAUGGAACAAGAUAAGAUUUCUAAAUAUAAUAUCAUUAUUCAUUUUUCAUUACUAUAUUAUUAUACUCUAUAAAUUUACUGUUUGAUCUUGUGUUGUAGGUUUAAGCCGAAUGCUGGAGUUGGAACAAUUACGAGGAAAUGCAUUUGUCAGCACUUCAAUGUCUACUCUAUAAAAUGACAGGGAAAGAAUGUUUAACGAAUUUCAUAAAUAUUAUUGGUGGGAUGAUGCGAAUGAAUGUGCUACAAAGAGAAAUUUUUACAGAAGAGCUAGAUCCAAAUUUAACGGUCUGUUGGAUUAUGCCAAAACCAACUUGGUACGACCUGACUGGAUAAGUGAAUCCUUAUGGAAAUAGUAUAUUUGCUAUUGGAAUAGCGAAAAAUACCAAUUGUUGAGGGAUAAAGGAAAGAAAGUCUGGGCAUCAUCCAAGGGUGGCUCUCUAUAUACUGCGGGUGCAGUUAGUAUGAUUGCUGUGGAGGAAAAAAUGGAAAAAGAAAAGGGUAGGAAGAUACCCUUCGAUGAGGUAUUCGAGGAGAUGCAUUUGAAGAAGAAAAAGAACCCGACUGAUGAAGAUGUUUGGGUUGAGCCUCGUGCAAAAGCUGCCCAUGACAAAUAUAAACAGCUCCUUAGUGAGUUUCGUAGUAGUCAGCCUCCUGAAAGUCAGGGUGACCCAGUACCCCAACAUGUAGAGGAGGAGUUAUGGGAACAAACUGUGGGUCCUACAGUUAGAGACCAUUUCUACGGAUACCACAGAAAUUAUUUAGGCGAGAAUGUUAGGUCUUCGUCCAGUCCUACAUCCUAUACCUCUUCAGUUGAUAGAGAAACCAUUGAAUCACUUAAAAAUAUGGUUUCUAAACUCAUUGAAGAGCUCUUUAAACAGAGAGAGAGGGCGCAGAAGAAGGAGAAGGAAACAUCAUCACAAAUCAGGAUGUUGCAGGAUCAGUUCAGCUCUUUUAUUCAAACUGCAGAGAUUAUUCCUCCAUGUCCUGGUGAUGCAGUUCGGGCUGCAAAAGGUCUACGUCCACUGGAUGAUAUCCGCACAGAUGAGGAUGCGAAAGACGAAGACGAUGACGAUGAUGAUGAAGAUGAUUGGUAGUUUUUUUUUACUUUUGUAUGUGUUGUACUUUGGUUUUGGAUAUUUUGUUGUAGUUUUUACACUUUGAUUUGUACUUUGGUUUUUUGUUGUUGUUGUUGUAUGGAUUUGGACAUUUUGU
Capsicum annuum is the source of this 2242-nucleotide messenger RNA. RefSeq lists its product as uncharacterized. The transcript is spliced from 6 exons. NCBI's taxonomy places the organism in Eukaryota, Viridiplantae, Streptophyta, Magnoliopsida, Solanales, Solanaceae. The record is from RefSeq and is a predicted model, not a curated record. Bases 1492 to 2124 code for a protein of 210 amino acids.